Molecule: messenger RNA, 2667 nt
Organism: Mauremys mutica (yellowpond turtle)
Lineage: Eukaryota; Metazoa; Chordata; Testudines; Geoemydidae
Gene: INTS14
Product: integrator complex subunit 14
Exons: 12
Coding region: 341-1897 (518 amino acids)
Biological process (GO): snRNA 3'-end processing
Cellular component (GO): integrator complex
Source: RefSeq, a predicted model, not a curated record
GUUGACCUCAGUAAGAACCAAAGGCCUCGGGUUAGGGUUGUAAUUUUAGGAGAGUUGUGUGUUACCGAAGUAAGAGCGCUCAGCCUUCCCAAAGCACAUCGAUGUCAGAUUUACCCUCAGCAAUCUCUACAUUGCUUAUUUUAUAGCCUGGUGAAAAGAAAACAUCUGGCUAAAAUUCACGGCGCCAUUAAACAUCAGCUUGGAAAGGUGCGCAUUUUUAUGUGACCAGUCAUCCUUCAUCUGCUGGGGAAACUGUUCAGCGCCACGGCAACAACAGAUCUGCUGAAUUUGUCCUUGCCCAGUGAAUCCCUCCUCUUGGUAACAUAGAGAAAGGAUCAUCAUGCCGACUGUGGUGGUGAUGGAUGUGUCGCUCUCCAUGACCCGGCCUGUUUCUGUGGAGGGCUCUGAAGAAUAUCAACGGAAACAUCUGGCUGUCCAUGGAUUGACCAUGUUGUUUGAGCACAUGGCCACCAAUUACAAACUUGAGUUUACAGCCUUGGUGGUCUUCUCAUCGCUUUGGGAACUGAUGGUUCCCUUUACAAGAGAUUACAACACGCUUCAGGAAGCCCUAAGUAACAUGGAUGAUUAUGACAAAACGUGCUUAGAAUCGGCACUGGUUGGGGUUUGUAAUGUUGUGCAACAGGAAUGGGGUGCUGCGAUUCCCUGCCAGGUUGUUCUAGUAACUGACGGCUGUUUAGGGAUUGGCAGAGGCUCUCUGCGGCACUCCUUAGCUACUUGCAACCAACGAAAUGAAAGCAGCCGAUUUCCACUGCCUUUCCCCUUCCCGUCCAAGUUAUACAUCAUGUGCAUGGCUAAUCUAGACGAGCUCCAGAGCUCAGAUUCUUUAGAUUGUCUGGAAAGACUUGUAGAUUUAAAUAACGGGGAAGGACAGAUUUUUACCAUCGAUGGACCCCUUUGCUUGAAGAAUGUACAGUCCAUGUUUGGAAAACUAAUAGACCUGGCUUAUACACCAUUCCAUGCUGUUCUCAAAUGUGGUCACUUAACAUCUGAUGUGCAAGUAUUUCCCAGACCAGAACCUUUCAUUAUAGAUGAGGAAAUAGAUCCCAUCCCUAAAGCAAUUAAUACAGAUCUAGAAAUAGUUGGUUUUAUAGAUAUAGCUGAUAUUUCUAGCCCUCCUGUAUUAUCUAGACACUUGGUACUGCCCAUUGCACUCAACAAAGAAGGUGAUGAGGUGGGUCCGGGGAUCACUGAUGACACUGAGGAUGAGAAUUCAGCUAAUCAGAUUGCUGGCAAAAUACCCAACUUCUGUGUACUGCUGCAUGGGAGCCUGAAAGUGGAAGGCAUGGUGGCCAUUGUUCAGUUAGGGCCUGAAUGGCAUGGAAUGUUGUACUCUCAAGCUGAUAGUAAGAAGAAAUCAAACCUCAUGAUGUCUCUCUUUGAACCUGGUCCUGAGCCCCUGCCUUGGCUAGGGAAAAUGGCACAACUUGGGCCUAUUUCAGAUGCUAAAGAAAAUCCUUAUGGUGAAGAUGACAAUAAAAGUCCUUUCCCCUUACAGCCCAAAAACAAGCGCAGUUAUGCGCAGAAUGUCACUGUGUGGAUCAAACCAAGCGGCCUCCAGACAGAUGUACAGAAGAUCUUGAGAAAUGCAAGAAAACUCCCUGAAAAAACUCAGACAUUCUACAAAGAACUCAACCGUUUACGCAAGGCAGCUUUGGCUUUUGGGUUUUUGGACCUUUUGAAAGGAGUGGCGGAUAUGCUGGAAAGGGAGUGUACGUUGCUGCCUGAUACAGCUCAUCCCGAUGCAGCAUUUCAGCUUACUCAUGCUGCUCAGCAACUCAAAGCAGCAAGUAAUGGGACCUCUGAAUAUGCCGCCUAUGACCAUAACAUCACUCCACUGCAGACAGACUUCUCCAGUAGCAGCACUGAAAGAAUAUGAGAUGCACUUUUUAGAACCUUCUCUACAUUACUUUUAAGUCUCAAGUGGUCCAAAUUUUCUUGUCAUAUUUGUUUUCUAGGACUGACUCAGAUAUUGUUUGAAGAACUUUAUCAAUGCAAACCGGUGCUCUAAAACAAUCUAGUUUCUUAAUCUGGGAUUAAUUCGUAUAGCUCUUAGUGGAUUUAGAGUUUUACCUGGAAAUUGUAUUUUUAAAUGCCUCAUGAAAUCUCACAACAAGAAUGGAGGUUAUAUAGUAUGAUUAUUAAGGUGUGUGAGAGGAGAGAGGAAAAUGCUGGCAUAUGCAAUGGACUGGUGCCAGUGGCUUAGAACUGUCCCUCUCCCCCACUCCCGAGAACCAGUCAUCAGGUAACCCCACACAUAACCCGUAACUAUUAGAUUGGUGCACAAAAGCACUGUGUAAAACUUUUCUCAAGAGAAAGGCAGGUGUUAUCUAUUAGGGCCUGGCUUUCAAAAAUGUCAGCUAUGCAGCUGCAUGCCCUUGACUUCCCUGUCAAAGACUGGGCGUAUGAAUACUGCAUGUGGUUAGAUGUAUAGUUGGCAAUUUUUGGAUGCUGUCAGUAAUUGCAUUCCUGACUUUAAAGAUUUAAGCCCUGCCUUUCAAAAUGUAAAUAAGUUACUGAAUUUUCAGGUAUCUCAUUUGCCUCAAGACAUUCAUAUUUGAGAUAGUAACUUACAUUCUAGCAAGAGAAAAGUUCAUUUUUUAACAAAAUUGUAAGCUAUCACAUUAACAAAUAAAGAGUAACUUUUUA